CUGAAACGCUUACAGUCUGAUGUGCGCAAAGAGUGACCUUUGGACCUUGGGACGUUGUAUGCCUCUGAUCGGUAUAAAUUAUGGGAUUUGAUUUGGAUCGCUUCAGCGCUAUAGUGGACCCUGACUUUACAUGCAACCUGUGUGAUAAAGUUUUAGAAGACCCGCUGACAACUCCGUGUGGGCACGUCUUCUGUGCCAGCUGCGUAAUUCCUUGGGUCGUGCAGCAAAACAGUUGUCCCGUCAAAUGUCAGCGUGUCUCUACUAAAGAACUGAACCACGUAUUGCCUCUAAAAAAUCUUAUCCUUAAAUUGGACAUAAAAUGUGACAAUUCUGCAAGAGGCUGCAAGCGAGUGGUGGCGCUCCAACAUCUGGCCGAGCAUACCGAGAUGUGCGACUUUUCUCCGGCGAAAUGCAGAAACAAGGGCUGUAAUGAAGUGCUGAAUCUGAAGGAUAUGGAUUCACAUAUGCGUGAAACGUGUGAGUACAGACCGGUGGAAAUUUGCGAGAAUGGCUGUGGAUUGAUGCUGCUGCACAAAGACCAGAAAACGGACGAUCAUUGUUGUUUGAAAGCGCUCAAAGCGCACAACGGCGUACUCCAAGUCAAAAUAGCCAGUCUGGAGAAGGAACUGAAGAGACAAUCGCUGAGAGCUAUCAGCAGAGAGAAAUCUUUACUUGCUCAACUCUCUGCGGUUCAUAGCGAGCUUCAGAUGACUGCCUUGAAAUAUCAGAGGAAAUUUGCCGAGUACAACGCACGGCUUGACUCACUCUCCAAGAGCAGAACCACUACCUUCAAGGAUGGGGAAACCAGGAGUCUGAAAGUGAUCCUGCAUCGAUCAUCUGGAUCUUUGGGCUUCAAUAUCAUGGGUGGCAGAUCCUGUGGGGAUCCUGAAGAGGAGCAUUUGACUGAGGGGAUUUUUGUGUCAAAAGUGGUGGAGAAUGGCCCAGCAGACAAAGAGGGCGGUCUGCAGGUUCAUGACAGGAUUAUGGAGGUGAAUGGCAGGGACCUGUCCAAGGCAUCUCAUGACCAGGCUGUGGAGGCCUUCCGUCUGGCCAGAGAGCCCGUGGAGGUGCAGGUGCUGCGACGGACGUCCGGCACACACACACCGACAGCGGCGGCGGCGGCAAUGGUGUCCAUGUCCGGCAGAGCGGCCUGCAGCCACAGGGGAGUGGACAGCAGCACGCAGACGGACAUCACGCUGGAGCACAUCUCCACGCUCACCCAGAUGCCCGCCUCCUCUCUGGGGCCUCUGGCCAUGCCCAUGCCCAUGCUGGGGGAAUUCCUGCUACCCAAAGAUUGCAUGCCAAACUGUGACUGUUUUUACUCCAGCGAAUACCUAGAAGGCAUUCAGCAAGAGCUUGACAGAGAGGAGCUAGAAUAUGAGGAGGUGGCUCUACAGAGAAUGAGCAGCCAGGACAAGCUGGGCCUGACGUUGUGCUACCGCACUGACGAGGAUGAGACUGGGGUGUACGUCAGCGAGAUUGAUCCAAACAGUAUUGCAGCAAAAGAUGGGCGCAUUCGAGAAGGUGACAGAAUCAUUCAGAUCAAUGGUGUGGAGAUCCAGACGCAUGAGGAUGCAGUGGCCCUGCUGGCCAGUGAGAAGAGCAGAAAUGUGUGUCUCCUCUUGGCUCGGCCCGAGUGCCAGCUGGACGGAGGCUGGUUGGAGGACGACAGGAACGACUUCCUGGACGGGCUGCACAUGGACAUGCUGGAGGAGCAGCAUCACCAGGCCAUGCAGUACACGGCCAGCAUGCUGCAGCAGAACAUGCACCCUGGGUACGCGGGGAUGCAUGACGGCGUGGCCAUCCUGUCCCACCACCACGAGAAGGACAGUGGCGUGGGCCGCACGGACGACAGCACCCGCAACGACGAGAGCUCCGAGCAGGAGAACGCGCACGACGACGCCGCCGUGCUGCUGGGCGACCCUCGCGCCGUCCGCGCCUACAGCCGGGACACGCUGGGCAGCAGCGGCGACGGAGACGCGCACCUGAGCAACGACUCCUUCUUCUCGGCCGACGCCGACGCCGACUCCCUGGGCCUCCUGGAGGACGAGUGCGAGCACUUCCGCGAGCUGCUGGAGCUCAAGUACCUGGUGCGCGGCGGCGGUCACGGGUAUGGAAGCGGCGGUGUCGUCCCGUGGCAGGGCGCCCACCCCGGCGCGGGUAUGGGCGGCGUGGUGAUGCCCGUGGACCCGGAGCUGGAGUUCCUGAACGCUGAGCUGCGGCACAUCGAGCUGGAGUGCCAGAGCAUCGUGCACGCUCACCACAUGCAGCGGCUGCACGGGCAGGUGUGCGGCGCAGGAGGAGGAGGCGAUGUAGGCGUACGAGGAGGAGGAGGAGGAGGAGGAGGAGGAGGUGAUGCUGCCGAGCCCUGGCUCCAUCGCAACGGACUCCACCGGACGGACGCGCGGCACGCCGACCUCCGGGGGGCGAUGAUGAUGGAGCCUCUGGACGACGCGGAGGUGGACAAGGACAGCUCCAGCGCCUACAACACGGGCGAGAGCUGCCGCAGCAGCAGCACGCCGGGCCCCAGCACGCUGGACCUGUCGUCCUCCACCAGCUCCACCCAGAGACACGCCAGCGACGAGCCGGCCCAGCACAAGCCCGACGCCACCAGGGCCUCCAGCCACCCGCUCUCGCCCAUCCGCGAGUCCCGCGCCAGCCCCUCCCGGAGCCGUCUGUCCGGCAAGCCGGCGAAGGUCGCACCGCCGACGCCGCCGACGACUGCUGCAUCGCCGGCGGGGAGCAGACAGGACGAGGCGGCGUCGAGGAGCCCGGCGAAGUCGAAGUCGCCGUCUCGCUCGCCCUACAAGCACGCGCACAUCCCGGCGCACGCGCAGCACUACCAGAGCUACAUGCACCUGGUGCAGCAGCGCUCGGCCGUGGAGUACGCCCAGAGCCAGACCAGCCUGGCCAGCGCCUGCUGCGGGGAGCGGGACGACGGCGCCCCCCCCCGGCCCUCCGAGUCCCGCGGGGGCGGGGGCAGCGCAGCCAGCGGCGACGGCGGGCCCAAGGACGAGUGGAAGGUGAAGGUGCGGAGCGACGGCACGCGCUACAUCACCAAGCGUCCGGCGCGCGGGCGGCUGCUGCGCGAGCGCGCCCUGCGCAUCUGCGAGGAGCGCUGCGGCCUCACCACCGACGACGACGCCGCCAGCGAGCUCAAGAUGGGCCGCUACUGGAGCAAGGAGGAGCGCAAGCAGCACGCCAGCCGCGCCCGCCAGCAGCGCCAGCGCCGCGAGAUGGUCAAGCAGAGCCGCGCCGACGCCACCGGCCCGCGGGACUCCUCCUCCUCCGCCGCCGCUACCGGGGGGGUCAGGGGGAGCAGCGGAGGAGAGGGAACGGACGACAAGCGCGAGCCCGACAUCAUCGAGCUCAGCCACAAGAAGAUGAUGCGCAAGAGGAACAGGCGGAUCUUCGACAACUGGAUGACCAUCCAGGAGCUCUUGGCGCACGGUACGAGGUCGCCGGACGGCACGCGUGUCUACAACUCCCUCCUCUCCGUCACCACGGUGUAGGUGAGCGCCUCCGGAGCGAGGACCGCCUGGAUUACCGGGACCUUGCAAGGGUGUCGGGCUUCCAAGGCAGAGGGCCCUAAUUUAAAUGAAGAGCAAAGGGCAAAGUUCUUAAGUUACUCAACUAAAGCUAAUUUGAUAACGUUGGAAAAUACCUCAUUUAUUACCACGUGCUAGAUCCUAAGCACAAAGAUCUGUAGGUCUGCUCAAUACUCCACCACAUCAGCACACCAUCGCUUUAGUUUACACACAAGACACUUUGCUCUUUGCCCAACCAUUUAUACAAGGGCCCAGAGACUCACAAGAAAAUUGGAAGAGAGACCACAUACUGUUUGGAGUGAAGUAUCCUGCCCCCUUUGAUGGAACAAUCACAGCCAUAUUAGAGAAGAGGAGCCUGCUAAACAGACUACGGAGACCAAAAGCUGGAUUUAUGGUAGGAAGUGUGUCAGUGACCAAAUGAGUGUGCACGAUUACGUACGGAUGUGAGGAAGAACUGUGUCAGUGAUUGAAACAAACUUCUCCCUCCAGACUUUUGUCAUUGUUCUCUUUCAAUCGAUAUCCCAGGGAAGGCCUCACUGACCACAGACAAGGAUUUGUGAAUGACAUGUAUGUAUUUUUGUACAUAACUCCCAUUAAAGAUUUUCUCAA
Molecule: messenger RNA, 4157 nt
Organism: Sardina pilchardus (European sardine)
Lineage: Eukaryota; Metazoa; Chordata; Actinopteri; Clupeiformes; Clupeidae
Product: E3 ubiquitin-protein ligase PDZRN3-B-like
Exons: 10
Coding region: 81-3512 (1143 amino acids)
Biological process (GO): neuromuscular junction development; protein ubiquitination
Molecular function (GO): ubiquitin protein ligase activity; protein binding; zinc ion binding
Source: RefSeq, a predicted model, not a curated record